AUCCUGGGCACCCCUGAUGGCUGGGACAAGGUGCUGGCCCUCGUCCCGGAGGAGCACCGUGAGCUGCUGCAGAGCGAGUUCCCCAAGAAGAGGGACUCGGUGCAGCGCUGGGAGCUGCUGAAGGGCAAGAUGGAGCGAACGCGCCGUGCUUCGCAGACUGCCCCGAGCGCCCCGUGCUUUGCAGACUGGGAGAUCAUGCUGCAGUACUGCUUCCCCCGCCUCGACAUCAACGUCAGCAAAGGUGUUGGGCACCUGCUGAAGAGCCCCUUCAGCGUCCACCCCAAAACAGGUCGCAUUUCGGUGCCACUGGAUCUGCAGAGGCUGGACCAGUUUGACCCAUUCACUGUCCCCACCAUCAGCUCCCUGUGCCACGAGCUG
Molecule: messenger RNA, 378 nt
Organism: Antrostomus carolinensis (chuck-will's-widow)
Lineage: Eukaryota; Metazoa; Chordata; Aves; Caprimulgiformes; Caprimulgidae
Gene: PRIM1
Product: DNA primase subunit 1
Exons: 5
Biological process (GO): DNA replication, synthesis of primer
Source: RefSeq, a predicted model, not a curated record